This is a messenger RNA of Pseudopipra pipra, 3778 nucleotides long. RefSeq names its product serine carboxypeptidase 1 (gene SCPEP1). The record is from RefSeq and is a predicted model, not a curated record. Gene Ontology annotation, biological process: proteolysis. NCBI's taxonomy places the organism in Eukaryota, Metazoa, Chordata, Aves, Passeriformes, Pipridae. The coding region runs from base 575 to 1777 and encodes 400 amino acids. Gene Ontology annotation, molecular function: serine-type carboxypeptidase activity. The transcript has 16 exons.
GCUAUGGGUAACCCGGCUGUUGAAGAUCAAAUAGACUCGUAGAGUGGUUUCGGUUGGAAAGGACCUUAAACAUCGCCUGGUUCCAACAGCUGAUGUCAAUCCAGCAUUUUUAAAGCACGGGUUACUGUGCUGUGAAUGUGGAAGCCAUCACAACAGAAGUGAAUGAACUCCUUGGGCUUAUCUGGACCAAGCCAUUGUCAUCUUUCAAAGGCUCAGUACCUUCUGCAGCACUCAUCUGGUAUCUACUGAUACAAAGGCCUGAACAAAGACUCAUUCCUGUGAUUCACUGAUCCUCUUGAUGAACCUCAACCUGCCUGACAUCCUGGGUAAGGGAAGAUGCAGGUCUCAGGAACUGCACCUUGUCACUGCAGGGACUCACUUCCACAUCCACUGAAGGCAGUGACUUCACUGAUGUUGCAAAGAAUGGCAUUAUGGUCUCACAUCUUCUCUGUAAUUCCACAUAUUGAUUUCAGCUUUCUUCAGAAAAUGAAGCCACACCAGAGGUGUAGUUCUGAGGCAGUCCCAAGAGCCCAAAGAGCUGUGGGGAUAUGUGCAGGUUCGGAGUAAGGCCCACAUGUUCUGGUGGCUCUACUAUGCAAAUAACCCAACCAAAGAUUUCACAGAACUACCUCUCGUCUUGUGGCUUCAGGGAGGUCCAGGAUCUUCAGGUUGUGGAUUUGGGAACUUUGAAGAGAUCGGUCCACUAGACAAAGAAAUGAAACCAAGAAAUACAACCUGGUUGCAGGCAGCCAGUAUCUUGUUUGUGGACAAUCCUGUGGGCACUGGAUUCAGCUAUGUGGAUGAUUGUAGCUUGUUUGCCAGAAACCUUUCCAUGGUAGUUUCUGAUAUGAUGGUUUUCCUUGAGGAAUUCUUCUCAUGUAGAACAGAAUUCCAGACCAUCCCAUUCUACAUAUUUUCUGAAUCUUAUGGAGGCAAAAUGGCUGCUGGCAUUGCUUUAGAGCUGCACAGGGCUGUUCAAAAAGGGACCAUAAAGUGCAAUUUUAUGGGGACUGCUCUUGGAGACUCGUGGAUUUCUCCCUUGGACUCUGUGCUGUCUUGGGGGCCCUACCUUUACAGCACUUCCCUCCUUGAUGAUAACGGCCUAGCAGAGGUGACUGCUGUUGCCAAAGAAAUAAUGGAUGCGAUAAAUAAAAAUCAGUAUGGGCUGGCCACUGAGCUCUGGGGCAAGGCUGAAGGUGUCAUUGAAGAGAACACAGACAAUGUGAACUUCUAUAACAUCAUGACUAAGGAUGUUCCAGAAAUGAAAUCAGAUGAACAAGAAAAUCUCUAUCUCACGCGACUUUACCAGCGCCACGUCAGAAACAUGCACCAGGGCAGCCUGGAUGAACUGAUGAAUGGCCCCGUCAGAAAGAAGCUGAAGAUUAUUCCUGACUGUGUGAAAUGGGGAGGUCAGUCCAGACAGGUCUUUGAGAACAUGGCUGAGGACUUCAUGAAACCUGUCAUUGAUGUUGUUGAUCAGCUUUUGGCAGCCAAGGUUAAUGUUACUGUCUAUAAUGGGCAGCUGGAUCUCAUUGUUGACACCAUGGGCCAGGAAGCGUGGAUCCGGAAACUGAAAUGGCCCUGUUUGGACCAGUUCAGCCAGAAAAGGUGGAAGGCACUGUAUGUGUCUCCAGAUUCCACCCAAACAGCUGCUUUCCACAAGGCCUAUGAGAACUUUGCUUUCUUCUGGAUUCUCAAGGCUGGGCACAUGGUACCUUCUGACCAAGGGGAGAUGGCACUGAAAAUGCUCAGGAUGGUGACCCAGCAGCAGCUGUAGGGAGGGGGAGCCCAGCUGGCCUGGCUUCCUGCCCAGCCCCAGGGCUCCUGAGGAGUGAGUCCAGACUCCGGAGCCGAAGGAGGAGCAAUGGCUGUUUGGACACACAACCUCUCUGAUCUUGUGAUAAAGUGCACAAGCACUCAUGGAAAGGCAUUUUUUUCCUUGAAUGAGUUGUUGCUUUUGAAUUUUUAAGCUGGGAUUUGCUGCCUUAAUAGUGUUCAAAAAUGACUCCAAAAAUGACUCAAAAAUGAAGUCCACUGUCAUAAAGAACUAACUCUGAUCCUUUGACUUGGAAGGAUUUUGUGUUCUUGCCCUUCCCUGAAUGCUCCCUUCUCUGUUCACACACCAAGACUAAAACUGAUUUGACCCCUGAUAGAUUUGCUUUGUGUUUCUCUCUGAGAGCUGAUCUGCUUCAUGAGGCCGUGGAAUGUUCCUUCCUUUGUCCUGAGGCCUCUGCUUGAGUCACCUGGCUGGAUUACAGGCUGAACAUAUGGAGACGACAGGAUAGAGGACCUGCCCCAGAGGAAUCACAGUCCAUCUCAUCUUGCUGGGGGGCCUGAAUUAGGAUCCAGGAUUCUUCAGGUUUCCUGUGUUAUGGAGAUAGAAAAACACCCCCCAGAGGAGGAUUUGACCUUUUUCAUGUGGCCAUUUGUUUCUUGUUUUCAUUCUCUUUAAUAACUAUUACUCAAACUUUGCCUUUAGCCUUAACACCUAAAGCAUAUCCAGCAGGAAUUCCUGCUUUCCUGGAAGCAGGAGCCCUGUUAAUACCCUCUUCUUGUACAGGAAAGAGUCCUAAUGGACAGAAGCCACUUAAACCUUCUGGCUUUAGCCUGGAGAGUGAAAAGGAGCAUUAUAUGAACAAUAAUAGCAUAGUUCUGAGAGAUAAUAGCAGUGUUUAAAAGAAGGGUAUAUAAAAUCUUGAUCUAUAUUUUCUAAAGAUUUUUUUUUAAGUCUUGCAGAGACCUAUUAUUUUGAAACAACAUUGUUUUUUAUAUACUAGUUAAGAAGAGACUUGGUCAGACAUCAUUUGACUUCUGCUACGGAGCUCAAAGCCGCUGCUGUUUAUUGGUGUCUGAUAGGAGGCACAACAGCUCAUUCCAGCUGUCAGAAUCCUAAAUAAAUAGCAGCCCUACAAUUACUUCAGCAACUGAAACUGCCAUGAAAUGCCUGAGAGCAUUGGCUCAGCAAGGACUGAGGCAUAAUGCUGUGCAAACACAUAUGCAGUCACCCAGCAACUGCAGUAUUGGCACCUAAUAAGUGCUUUCCUUUUUUGUGUUCUCUCCUUGAACUGUAUUCUAGAGAACUUUAGCAAUGCAAAUCCAGAUUUAUUUUUUUAAACAUUUGUUGGAAUAAAUAGGUCUAAUUGAUCUCUCUUCAGCAUCACACUGAUGUCACUGCUUGAGAAUCACAGCUUUUCUGUUUUGGCUUUUGGAUGAACAGGAGGAGGGUGCUGGAAGUGUGUAAGUGUGAAUAUCUGCAUUUUUGAAAUAUUUUUAAGUAACUUGCCAAGCAAAUCAGCAUGUUUGAGCCUGGGCAAUGUGCUGGUUUGGGCUGGGAUAGAGUUCCUUUUCCUCAUAGUAGAUAUUCUGGGCUGUGUUUGGAUUUGUGCUGGGGACAGUGUUGAUAACACAGGGGUGUUUUAGCUGUCACUGAGCAGUGUUGUCACAGCAUCAAGGCCUCUUCUGCUCCUCACCCAGCGGGAAGGCUGAGGGGCACAAAGAGCUGGGAGGGGGCACAGCCAGGACAGCUGACCCCAGCUGACCCAGGGGAUAUCCCUGACCAUGUGGUGCCAGGCUCAGCAGGGAAAGCUGGGGGAAGAAGGAAGGGGGGACAUUUGGAAUGAUGGUGUUUCUUCCCAAGUAACUGCUACAUGUGAUGGAGCCCUGCUUUCCUGGGAUGGAUGAACACCUGCCUGCCCAUGGGAAGUGCUGAAUGAAUUCCUUGUUUUGAUUGGCUUGUGUGUGCAGCAUUUGCUUUCCUAUUAAACUGCCUUUAUUUCAA